Molecule: messenger RNA, 1388 nt
Organism: Annulohypoxylon maeteangense
Lineage: Eukaryota; Fungi; Ascomycota; Sordariomycetes; Xylariales; Hypoxylaceae
Product: CDP-alcohol phosphatidyltransferase-domain-containing protein
Exons: 3
Coding region: 161-1135 (324 amino acids)
Biological process (GO): phosphatidylinositol biosynthetic process
Cellular component (GO): membrane; Golgi apparatus
Molecular function (GO): CDP-diacylglycerol-inositol 3-phosphatidyltransferase activity
Source: RefSeq, a predicted model, not a curated record
ACCGAGUAACCCUACUACAUACGCCGCUCGUGCAUCUCAGCUGGGCGCUAACCUACGAUCGUCCUUUCAGCUCCUUAUCGACAAAUUCAUAAAUACGUAGAUCAAACAUCGUUUACUCUUCCUUUUACGCCCCUUGCCGCCUUUAAGAGAACUCGUCAUCAUGUCCGAAAGAAGAACCAGGCGGCAGGCCGCUCUGGCAGCUGCCGCAGUCGCAAACGAUACUCCUACGAAAUCCAACAACAACGACGAUGUCACCAUGAAUGGGAAAGAUGUUAGCAAUGAUGGGAAUGGCCUAGCUGUUGCGCCUUCGGAGUCUAAAGUUGAUAACUCUCCUCGGGAGAACAUAUUCGUAUUUUGGCCUAAUAUCAUAGGUUACUCUCGCAUUGUUCUCGCUAUCGCAUCUCUAUACUAUAUGCCCUUGCACCCUCGAACAUGCUCGAUACUUUAUAGUAUCUCAUGUCUUCUCGAUGCCCUCGAUGGCUAUGCAGCUCGCUAUUUCGAGCAGUCCACCAAGUUUGGCGCCGUCCUUGACAUGGUAACAGAUCGAUGCACCACAUCGUGCUUACUCGUCUUCUUAUCCUCCGCGUUCCCGCGAUGGGCUAUCGUAUUCCAAGGGUUGAUUUCCGUAGACUUUGCAAGCCACUACACACACAUGUAUGCGACUCUUGCUAUGGGAGGCUCAGAUUCCAGCCAUAAGAAUGUGGACAAGUCGAGGAGUUGGUUGUUGAACCUAUACUAUACCAACAAGACUGUUCUCUUCAUAUGCUGCGCACUAAAUGAAGUUUUCUUCAUUGCUCUAUAUCUACUCUCCUUCUCGUCACCGCUUCUAUCACCACAGCUACUUGAGCCCCUCGGUGAGACCAGAGCUAAUGCCAUCCAAACCGGGGCGCAAGUAAACAGCUCGGUACUCCGCCAGCUAUUUACCAACCCUUAUAGCGCCGGUGCUUUGGAGAUGGCACGUGCAAACAAGAUGGAUUCCACGUUCCCCUGGAUUCUCGCCGGGGUUAGUGCUCCAAUCAUGGCACUGAAGCAAUUCCUCAACGUCGUUCAACUCGUCAAGGCGAGCCGAUGGCUAGGCGAAGGCGAUGUUGAAGCGAGAAAAAAGGCCGGUCUGCCAAGGAGGAAGAACGAAUAAGAUGACAUAUUCACAAGGCUGUGAAGCUUAAAUGUGAUGAGAGGGCUGCUGGCGAUAGCGGCGGAUUAGGACCUCGGGAUGAACCUGAAGACGACAAAAAUACGGUGUGGGUCUGUACGAGAUGUCCUGUUUACGGAAGGCGUGAGGCAUCGGACGGGCCUGAAUGGUUUGUCCCAAUCGGUUGCAUGGGCUCGGGCAUGGAAGGCAUUAGAAAUGGGAUUGGCUCAACAAUGGGUUUGCGUGCUACCCUACC